CUUUCUAAACCAAAACUAACAGGUAUCAGGUGCAAACGUGGUUGUGCAUGAUUCUAAAGCAGGGACUAGUGAUGCCUUCAAGGACAUCAGACCAAGCUCGCUUUACUCAAAGUCUUUUUUUCAUGCUUUCAUUCUUUCUGGUCAAAGUUGAUUGCUCUUGUUUGCAAAGCGUUCAAAAUCUUAGAAAACAGUAAGUUACUUACUUGUGUACUAAUUUCUGUGGCAAAAAAAGUUGUCCAUCUAUUGACUAUUGUUCUUUAUCGGUUAUCCAAACUAACACAACAUGUGCCUCAAGCUUUGGUGUAUUAUAUAAUAUCAAACUGUCUACCUAACCCUUGAUCCACCAACAAACCUCCUAUGGAGUAAUGUUAUAGUUGGCUUACUCUGAUCAUUCCGUGCCACCAUCUUAACGGAUGAGCUUCUGUGUUGAAAACCCACUCGUCUAAUGAAAUAACCAAUGAAUGCGAAAAGAGAAGAUAUAGAUACUUAAGAGUGUCAGCUAAGAAGAAGCUUUGCAUCUUGUUUUAGCACCUGUAUUGCCUUAAAAUGAAGAAGGAAACAUUAAUAAUGAUGAACAUGGGUUUCUGAUUUUAAAAUAGAAAAAAAAAGAGAAAGAAAGAACUUGCAUCCUGCAAGCCAACGUAUCCAGAUUCUAUACGAGAAUUAUUCUCAAAUGCUUGAAAUAUAUUCCAUCCCCACACUUGAUAUGUCUUGUUUCCAGUUAACCGCCAGAGGUAAAAUAGUGACUCAACAGUUUCUUGUCUUAAGAUGUUCCAACACUCAUAUCCUCAAACAGUCAUGUGUUUGUAGGUAUGACCAAACCAACCCACUUACAAACAGAUGCGCAAAGUAAACCCUCUAUUCACCAACCUGUCCUGCACACGGAAGAUUAUGGAAAGCUAAUACUUGUAAAUUAUUCUGGAAGCUAAUGCUCGAUUUGUAGCACAUUUGAUUCAUUAGUUUGUCUGUCGACAUGACAACAUUUAUAAUUUUAGGGUGCUCCUAGAGACUUACCAAAGGGGCUUCUCAAACAGCUCAAAAUCAUCCGUUUGGAUAAGAAUAUGUAAGCAAUUUACAUAUACUCAUUAUUAGUGUUAUAAAUGAGUAUAUGUAGAUUGAUCUUGAGGCUGAUCAAAUGAUUGUAUUAGUGGCCAAUAACAUAAGCAACUCACGGUGAGAAGAGAACACUUUGGCUCUUGCCAUUACACGCAAGAGAAAGAUCUCAAAAGAGAGUGAUCAUCCCCCAAGUGCUAUAUAGCUUUAUCAUUUCCUUUGAAAGAUUUGAUCAGUGGCAAUAUGGUGACAAUGCUAUCUUGAUGUAAUGUUGCAGUCUCUGUUAUAAGACAACUAACUUUUAUUUAAGAUCUCACCAAAAGAGUGUGAUUCUCCUUAUAGCCAGAGUUUUAGAUUCCAUACUUUUUUUCAAAUAAAAGGAAAAUGCUUUGCUAAACUUGAGGAGUAUCUCAUCUUAUCCGAAAAAUCCACUCAUAGUUUAGUUUUCUAAAAUAAUAUUUGACUUGUUCAAAUUUUUAACAUAGAUUUCAUCUUAUUUGCUCGCUUUAUCUUUGAGAAUAGGUCAAAGAAAAUAGAGAAAGAAUAUUCUCAUACUUCUUCUGUUUCACUUGUAUGCUUUUAGAUUAAAAAACAUACUAAUAAUUAUAGAAAAUCAAAAAGAAUUAUUAAAAUAAAACUUAAGAUAACUUAACCAAUCAGCGAUUACCGAUUCCAACAUCUCCGGGACCAAAGCAAAGCUUUCUCUUCUUAUUUUGUUUUUCCUGGGAAAACAAACCAGACUUGCAUGCUGUGAAGACUCUGAAAUGCAACCAUCGCAUCGCCUCUUCUCUCGUCUCUUUCAUUCUCCGGUGAAGGGUUACAGCAGAGCGACAAAUGUAGGCGGCUCACUUCACGUAUUGUUGCAAUUCGACGACACAAACAACGGAGCUGUAGAGACCCCUCGGAGUUUUAGCUCUCUUAUCCGUUCCACUUGGCAGUUAAGAGGGUUUCUAUCUAGUCGAGGAGGUCUUGGCGGCGUACGAUGCUCUGUUUCGCUCGAUAGAGAUACACCCCUUAUUGAGCCGUAUACUUCUCACCGGAAUUUGUUCACUCGGGCUAAACAAGUCAAGAGAAUUGAGAUCAGUGAUCAACAUAGUCAAAGAGCUGUCACUACUGCACUAUGGUGCAACUUCCUUGUGUUUUCUCUCAAGUUUGGUGUUUGGUGGACAAGUUCUAGCCAUGUCAUAAUGGCUGAAGUGGUUCACUCCGUCGCUGAUUUUGCUAACCAGGCACUUCUUGCUUAUGGUCUCAGUAGCUCAAGGCGUGCACCAGAUGCUCUUCAUCCCUAUGGCUACUCAAAGGAAAGAUUUGUAUGGUCUUUGAUAUCUGCUGUUGGCAUCUUUUGCCUUGGGUCUGGUGCUACCAUUGUUAAUGGAGUACAGAACUUGUGGACUUCUCAGCCACCUCCAAAUAUGGAAUAUGCUGCUGUGGUAAUCGGUGGCUCUUUUUUAAUUGAAGGUGCAUCACUUCUAGUUGCAAUACAAUCUGUGAAAGAAGGAGCUGCACAAGAAGGCAUGACCAUAAGAGAUUAUAUAUGGCGUGGUCAUGAUCCUACUUCUGUUGCUGUUAUGACUGAGGACGGCGCUGCAGUGGCAGGUUUGGCAAUAGCUGCGGCUUCUCUGGUCGCUGUUAAGAUGACAGGAAAUGCUAUUUAUGAUCCUAUAGGAUCCAUUGUAGUUGGCAAUUUACUUGGAAUGGUGGCUAUUUUUCUCAUACAACGGAACCGACAUGCCUUGAUUGGAAGAGCAAUGGAUGAUCAAGACAUGCGUAAAAUUCUUCAUUUUUUAAAGAACGACUCGGUGGUAGAUGCUCUAUAUGAUUGCAAAAGUGAAGUGAUUGGUCCUGGAUCCUUCAGAUUUAAAGCUGAAAUAGAUUUCAAUGGGCAGGUUGUUGUCCAAAACUAUUUGAAGAAAACUAAGCGUGAAGAGUGGGCAAAACUAUUUCGCGAGGCUGCAAAGAAAGGAGAUGAUCCUGCAAUGCUCAAUAUUAUGUCAAACUACGGUGAGGAAGUUGUAACGGCUUUAGGAAGUGAAGUAAUCCGUUUAGAGAAACAGAUCCGAGAGCUUGUCCCUGGAAUCCAGCACGUUGACAUCGAAGCACACAAUCCCAUGGACCAAUCUCUAUGAUCUGAAAAAAAAAAAGUUGCUGUUCUUCAAGGUCUGAGUAGUAGUUAUGGAUAAUUCUAUUUUGGCCUAAAUAAUGGAAACCAAAGGUGUGGCUGUAGUAAGAAGCCUGGCGCUCUUGGAGAAAUAGACAGAAUCACAUUAAAAUCACAGGUAUGUGAGUGUUAUGUCUCCAUACUCGUGUAGGUUCGACUCUUUUUUGCUAUACGUUUACUCGAAAGACAAAGGAUUUAGGUUUUGUCAGUUACCAAAAAAAAAAGGAUUAAGGUUUUGUUUUGUAAAAGGGCAACAAUUGUAUCUCCAUUAGAGAAUACUACUAGCGAUGCAAAGUGAUUUUUCUUGAUCAUCA
This is a messenger RNA of Brassica rapa (field mustard), 3525 nucleotides long. Its product is annotated as metal tolerance protein C4-like. Gene Ontology annotation, biological process: zinc ion transport; intracellular zinc ion homeostasis; transmembrane transport. Gene Ontology annotation, molecular function: monoatomic cation transmembrane transporter activity. Gene Ontology annotation, cellular component: membrane; endoplasmic reticulum. NCBI's taxonomy places the organism in Eukaryota, Viridiplantae, Streptophyta, Magnoliopsida, Brassicales, Brassicaceae. The record is from RefSeq and is a predicted model, not a curated record.